AUGGUAAAUCAAUCAAUGGAUCAGUUAAUUAGUGAAGAAAAUAUUAAAAGUGAAGUAUUACAUACAGAAUUAGUAAUUAAAGAGGAAAUUUUAGAAGAAAAUGAUUCAAUUGAAUAUCAACUACCUGUAAAUCAUGAUUUCAGUUCUUUAAAAAAACAUAGACGUAUUCAUACGGGAGAAAAACCAUUUUCUUGUAAAGUUUGUGAUAGAAAAUUUACGAAUAAUAAUGAAUUAAUAAAACAUCAUCGAAUUCAUACUGGUGAAAAACCAUUUAGUUGUGAAAUUUGUGGGAAAAAAUUUCGUGCACGUAAUACUUUAAGUGAACAUAAACGAACGCAUACGGGAGAAAAACCAUUUUCAUGUGAUGUUUGUGAAAAACGUUAUACAUGUAGUAGUAAUUUAGCGAUACAUAGAAGAAUUCAUACCGGUGAAAAGCCUUACGUUUGUGAAAUUUGUGAUAGAAGUUUUAUGAUUCGACAUAGUUUAAAAUUUGGUCGAAGAAGUAAUUUAAAUAAACAUAAAUUAAUUCAUCGUGGAGAAAAACCAUUUUCAUGCGACAUUUGUGAUAAAAGAUUUAUCGGUACAAGUAGUUUAAAAACGCAUAAACGUUCUCAUACUGGUGAAAAACUGUUUUCAUGUGAUAUAUGUGACAAAAAAUUUGUGUCGAAAAAAAAUGUCUCUGUACAUCAUCGAACUCAUACCGGGGAAAAACCAUUUUCGUGUGACGUAUGCGAUAAAAAAUGUACCACGAAAAGUGAUUUAACCAGACAUAAACGAAUUCAUAGCGGUGAAAAACCUUUUUCAUGUAAUAUUUGUGAGAAAAAAUAUACGGAUAUAAGUAGUCUUUAUAAACAUAUAAGAAUUCAUUCGAAUGAGAAACCUUAUUCGUCAAACGACAUUAAUUUUCAUGCGUCGAAAUUUUUAUAUUUUGUAACAAAAGCACAUGGAAUGUGUGCUUUAUAA
Chrysoperla carnea is the source of this 963-nucleotide messenger RNA. RefSeq names its product zinc finger protein 525-like. Gene Ontology annotation, molecular function: RNA polymerase II cis-regulatory region sequence-specific DNA binding; DNA-binding transcription factor activity, RNA polymerase II-specific. Gene Ontology annotation, biological process: regulation of transcription by RNA polymerase II. The coding region runs from base 1 to 963 and encodes 320 amino acids. Gene Ontology annotation, cellular component: nucleus. The transcript is spliced from 4 exons. Lineage: Eukaryota; Metazoa; Arthropoda; Insecta; Neuroptera; Chrysopidae. The record is from RefSeq and is a predicted model, not a curated record.